Messenger RNA from Bombyx mandarina (wild silkworm), 2177 nucleotides. RefSeq names its product misato mitochondrial distribution and morphology regulator (gene mst). Lineage: Eukaryota; Metazoa; Arthropoda; Insecta; Lepidoptera; Bombycidae. Gene Ontology annotation, biological process: mitochondrion organization. The record is from RefSeq and is a predicted model, not a curated record. Gene Ontology annotation, cellular component: cytoplasm; mitochondrion.
UCGCGCACCUACCUGUGUAAAAAAACAAAGAUUUUUAAGAAGAAAUAACACACUAAGAAUUGUAGUUGCAUUUAAUUUAAUUUGAAAAUGUCAACACGUGAGAUACUGACCUUACAGUUUGGUCACUAUUCAAAUUAUGUUGGUGCCCAUUUUUGGAAUAUACAAGAGCUCAGUUUUGAUUACAGUGGUACUGCAACUACCGAUCUAAAUCACGAUAUUUUAUACCGAGAGGGUCAAACGUCGAGGAAUGAAGUAACUUACACACCCAGAUUACUGAUAGCUGAUUUGAAAGGGGCUUUAAAAACUCUACCACAAAGUGGUGGUCUCUCGGAUGACGCACAGGAAACAGAUUUACAGUGGGAUACAGUAGAAAAAAUAGAAGAACCCCCGCCAGAAAAAAACCAAUAUCUCGCUGCUAUUGAUUCUGUUCAAACAACAGUAGCUGAUGGAAAGAAAGAUUACAAUCUUAAAGAGAGUGUAAUCACUUGGACAGAUUACCUGUAUCCUCGUUUUCAUUCUAGAACUGUGAAUGUAGUGAAUGAGUAUCAACACGGAAGUAAUAAGGAAGCUUUUGACAUCUAUCCCACUGGUAGAGGAGUAUGGAAAUCUGAUUAUGGUGAUGUAUUUAGUGACAAUAUCAGAAAAUAUGUUGAAGAAUGUGACAGCAUGCAAGGUUUUCAAAUAAAUUUUGACUGCACAGACGGUUUUGCUGGCCUAGCUCUUGGUUGCAUAGAACACCUUUCUGAUGAAUAUACAAAACCUAUUUUAGCCUACCCUAUUAUAGCAUCACAUUUUCCUGACAACAACUCCAAUACACAAGAAGAAAGAGAUAUAUCAAAUUUAAGAGAUUCCAUUAGAUUAGUGAACAUUCUUCUUUCAAUACAAGAAUUAUCUGAGCAUGCCACUAUGUAUGUUCCUUUAUGUACAGGAGAAAAGGGUUGGAGGAAACCUGGUAAUGCAAGAACAUUUGACUGUCUAAAUUAUGAUCCAAAACUAUAUUAUCACUCAUCAGCUAUAUUGGCAUCUGCUAUUGACACGCUCAGUCAAAAAUACAGGCAUAAAAGUAAUAUUCAUACAAUGUCUGACAUUUGUGCUGAUAUGACAGGAUAUGGACGGAAGAUGACUGCAGCAUCUUUGGGUAUGCCAAUAGCAAUAAACGAAUCCCAAUAUCUUAUUGACUAUUUAAAUGAACGAAUCCAACCAAUAUACAGCUGUAUAACGCCUGGUUGUAAAAUUGCUAAUGACAAACUUUUUCAACUGAUUACAAUAAGGGGUAUACCAGAAAGUUAUUUAAAGGCACCACCAAAAGAAGCAAAGGCUCAACAAAAUUUACCAGCAUAUAGGUGUAACAGUGUGAAAGAAAUGUUUGAGUUAUAUUUUCAAGCUAACAAUUUCUUGUCUGCUACAAACUUAACAGUUAAUGAACAACCUCUGAAUUUAAAAACUCCAUUCCCACAAAUAUUUACAAAGAACUUGAAUAAAUAUGGAUUUAUUAAAAAUGAUAACCGACUCGAGGAUGUUGAAAGUUGUGCUGUGAUAGCAGGUUAUCAUAAUGGAACUUUCCUUGCAAAUAUGAUAGAAAAACUUCAUAGAGAUGUCAGUAGAAUAAGAUUUGCAAAAUUACACAAGUUUAAAGAAGAAGGCCUUGAGGCUUCAGAAUAUACAGAGAGCUUGGACAAAUUAGCAGAAUUUAAAGACAAUUAUGAAGAUGAUUUUGAAUUAUGAUUGAUUCUACUCCUUUUUCAACAAUCACACAAUGGGUCUGUUCAUUUUUGUAAAGAUAUCAUGUGAGGAUAUUUCUUAACAAUUAUAGUACCAGUAUUGCAUUUUAUAUACGUUGUGACUGUUGUUAAAUAACAUGAUUUGGUUCACCAGUUUCAGCAAACUACAUACAUUAUUACUUUUUCACAUCGUCGCCUCGUGCAGUACUCUAGUGGAUGUGGGACACAAUUAGCAUCACCUUCCACUAUUUGUUGCGAAUUAAUCACGACAGUUGGAUCCUACUUAUGUGAACAAGGCAAGGAACUGCAUCCCAUACAAGAUCAUCAUCAGCUACUAUCACAUGCUAUCACAUACCAGAGCAACAAUGCCUUAUACCUCUUAAUGUAAAUGUGUGUUCAAUGAUCAUGAAAAGAAGUUGAUUAUCCACUAGAAGUUUUAAUAAAUGAAUGAAAUAA